Messenger RNA from Acaromyces ingoldii, 1647 nucleotides. Its product is annotated as biotin synthase. Gene Ontology annotation, biological process: biotin biosynthetic process. Gene Ontology annotation, molecular function: biotin synthase activity; 2 iron, 2 sulfur cluster binding. The coding region runs from base 267 to 1499 and encodes 410 amino acids. Gene Ontology annotation, cellular component: mitochondrion. The record is from RefSeq and is a predicted model, not a curated record. NCBI's taxonomy places the organism in Eukaryota, Fungi, Basidiomycota, Exobasidiomycetes, Exobasidiales, Cryptobasidiaceae. The transcript has 3 exons.
CUGUUUUCUUCGCCCACAAGCCGACGACGACACAGGGGGACAUCCAGCCUCUUCCCAUCGAAGGUCGAGUGGCAGAUAGGCAAAAGUCCUUUAUUCGAAUCGCAGCGCUAUCAUUGGCCUGAGCUCGGGCUGAGAUAGACUUACUCUCUCCGGCAACGUUGGAAGCGCGUCUUCUUCCCGUCCGUGCCCAGCCCACAAAUUCAUUAUUUCUCUCCCUUUUCCCCCCCUCACCGAUUCACAUACAUCGACCGGCCGCUACAACGAUAAUGUCCCUGCUGCGAUCGUCGACGAGGCCCUUGGCUGGACGGGUCGUGUGCCCGUCUCUGCAGGUCCGUGGGCGAGCAUCUGCAGUAGACCCCACACCAUUCGAGACGUCGGUGCCCCCCGCCCCGACUUCUGUCCCUUCGUCGUCCUCGGCGGCGUCGUCGUCUUCGUCAUCGGCUGCCCGUCGUUCGUGGCGCCGUGCCGAGGUGGCCGAGGUGUACCAGUCGCCGCUGCUCGAUCUUAUCUUCCGCUCGGCGACGGUGCACCGGGAGCACCAGCCUCGCAACACGAUCCAGCUGUGCACCCUCAUGAACAUCAAGGAGGGCGGCUGCUCUGAAGACUGCGGCUACUGCAGCCAGAGCAGCCGCUACACGACGCCGAGCACGCCGAGCAAGCUCAGCGAGGUCGACGAGGUCCUCGUCGAGGCGCGCAAGGCAAAGGAGAACGGCAGCACGCGCUUCUGCAUGGGCGCUGCCUGGAGGGAGGUUGGCGGCCGGAAGCGCGGCUUCAACCGCAUCCUCGACAUGGUCAAGGAAAUCCGGGGCAUGGGCAUGGAGGUCUGCACGACGCUGGGCAUGCUCACGCCCGAGCAGGCCAUCGCGCUCAAGAACGCCGGCCUGACCGCAUACAACCACAACCUCGACACGAGCCGCGAGUACUACGGCAAGGUCGUCACCUCGCGCACCUACGACGACCGUCUCUCGACACUCGAGGCCGUCCGCGACGCAGGCAUCUCCGUCUGCUCUGGCGGUAUCCUCGGCCUGGGUGAGGAGGAGGCCGACCGAGUGGGCCUGAUCUGGGAGAUGAGCAAGCUGCCUGAGCACCCCGAGAGCUUCCCCGUCAACGCCCUCGUGGCCAUUCCCGGCACGCCGAUGGAGAAGAACGAGCCGGUGAGCAUCCAGACAAUGCUGCGCACCAUCGCGACGGCCCGCAUCGUGCUGCCCACCUCCAUCAUCCGCCUUGCCGCUGGACGGCAGCUCUUUUCCGAGUCGGAGCAGGCCAUGUGCUUCAUGGCAGGUGCCAACGCCGUCUUUACGGGCGAGCGCAUGCUCACGACGCCCACCACGGGCUGGGACCAGGACAAGGCCAUGCUCGACACGUGGGGGCUGAGGGGCAUGCGCAGCUUCGAGGAGAAGCGCCUGCACCGUCUUGGUCCCGAGGCCGAGGCUGAGGCUUCGGUACAGGCCCAGGAGGCGACGACCGAGCAGGCAAAGCGGCCAGAGGUCCAGGCCUAGUCAUGCACAAGGGAGCUGCAGGUGCACCUUCAACAAGACUUUUGAGUUUGAGGGAAAGAACGGAACAGAGAAGAGGAUUUCGAUUAGAAGACGAAGAGAGGCGAAUGGAUUGAAAUCAGAAAGAUGAAGAAAAGAGAGAGUCCAGUCC